AUGAUUACCUUCUCUGCCGAGGAUGAUACAGGUGUCACUUUACUACAUAAUGACGCCUUAGUUAUCACUGUGUUCAUCGACUGCUUCCAAGUAAAGCAAGUGAUGGUCGAUCCGGGGAGUUCUGCCAAUAUCAUGCACUUGAAGGUGGUGGAGGAGAUGGGACUGCUGGAAAAACUCAUACCAGCUGUAAGGACCUUUGCUGGUUUCAACAUGUUUAGUGAAAUAACUAAGGGAGAGAUCGACUUGCUCAUGGAAGCCGGAGGAGUUAUCAAAGAAAUGAAGUUCUACGUUAUUGACGGAGACAUUCGUUAUAACGCAAUCUUUGAAAGACCUUGGCUCCAUGACAUGAAGGCAGUUUCCUCAACUCUGCACUUGCGGCUGAAGUUCCCUACUUCAGAAGGGAUCAGAAAGAUCCAGGGGAUCAACCGGCAUCAAAGGAGACGUUCGCAAUUGAGGAGCCUAAGGCAGGCGAAGCAGCCCCAGCCGAUCAAUAGCAAUCACAGGAGUCGCAACCUAUCCUAA
Molecule: messenger RNA, 522 nt
Organism: Lycium barbarum (goji berry)
Lineage: Eukaryota; Viridiplantae; Streptophyta; Magnoliopsida; Solanales; Solanaceae
Exons: 1
Coding region: 1-522 (173 amino acids)
Source: RefSeq, a predicted model, not a curated record